Molecule: messenger RNA, 1798 nt
Organism: Kockovaella imperatae
Lineage: Eukaryota; Fungi; Basidiomycota; Tremellomycetes; Tremellales; Cuniculitremaceae
Product: Elongator complex protein 4
Exons: 3
Coding region: 146-1606 (486 amino acids)
Biological process (GO): tRNA wobble uridine modification
Cellular component (GO): transcription elongation factor complex; elongator holoenzyme complex; cytoplasm
Source: RefSeq, a predicted model, not a curated record
GCGCCUUCUCUCAUGUCUGUCUGCAUCUCAUAGCGGGCGGCGAUGGUGAUCAAAGGGAUAUAACGUCGCAUCAUCGUGCACUACGUCUGGCUGCGUACCAACUGCAGAUUCCAGAAGCUUGUGAGGCUACUACUUGAAGCCCAUCAUGCCCUCCUUCGUCAAGCGUACCACUGCUAGCAGCAAUGCUCCUCCAGCAGGUACUACACCAGCUCUCUCGACCUCCAUACCUCCCUUGUAUCUCGCUCCAACUGGUAUUCCUUCCCUCGAUGACAUCUUCGGUGGAGGUAUGCCACUAGGAAACGUCUGGAUGGUUCUCACGCCUGACAGGCAUACCAAUUGGAGCAGGAUCGUCGAACGAUAUUGGACAGCGAGGGGAUUAGUGGAUGGUCAGAAAGGUUUGGUCGUCGGGGAGAAGGGAGAAGACAUCGUCAGAGGCUGCAUGUGGCUCGAUGAGGCUCGUUCAGAGAGCUCGGCUCGUGCAGGGAGUGAGAGUGAAGGUGAAGAAGCGGGCCUGAAAGACGUCUCUGCAUUGGGGGAGAACCGACCAAAGAUUGCUUGGAGGUAUGACGGUAUGAAAAAGUUCGAAACGGGCAUCGGGAAAGGAGACCGGGGCGAAUUGAAUCUCCUCAAAACGAUCCCACAAUCCACCAUCUCAUCAAUGGAGAAACAGAAAAUUCAGCGUUACAUUCCUCUCGACCCUCCCAACAAUAUUGCAGGCUCAUCAUCUCUCGCGUGGUCAAUCAUGUCCUCCGUGUUAUCACAGAUUCAAGCUCUACUGCAUACCCAUAACGACUCGCAAGUCCUAAGAAUCACCGUUCAUAACCUUGGCGACAUAUUUUGGGGCAGUCCAUCAUCAGCCCAAAUACUCAGAUUCAUCCAUUCGCUUCGAAGCAUGGUCAGGGAUCGUAGUGCCAGUGUGCUGGUGGCUAUGCCUGCGGACCUAUCCCGCUCUCCACCAACCUCAGCGCGGCGAGAAGGGUCUGAUGAGUCGGCCAGCUCGUCUCGGGAGUGGAUCAAACAGCUUGCAUGGUCUGUGGACGCAUGUAUUGAGCUCAAAGGCUUUGGAGACGAUCCGACGUUGCCGCCGGUGUUUCACCCUUUACAUGGACUCCUGACCGUGCAUUCCCUCCCUACGACCCAUCACGUCCUUCCCCCAUCGUACAAACACUCAUCCCUCCUCGGCCUUUCUACAUCGACAUCCACAGCUGGUCGAGGUGGAGGAGCUGGAGAAAACAACUUGGGAUUCAGAUUGGGUCGCAAGCGAUUCUCGGUGGAGACCGUUCAUCUAGGUAUAGAAGGAGGUCAAGGAGAACGGAGGACAGAACCCGUACCAGAUACAUCACUGCUUUCUGCCGGUAUCGAGCGGCCUGCCCAACAAACAUCUCAUGAGACGAAGCUUCAGUCUGGCCAAGUGGACAUCACGACACCUGGUCAGAAGCCAUCAAUGUCGGUCCCUCCAGAUGUAUCUGGGAAAUCUGAUAUCUCUGGAGUGAAGAAACGAGUCAAAGGAGUCCGAUUUUCGGCGGCAGAUGACACCCCCCGGGAUGACGGUCCAGAAGGAAGAGUGAAGAUUCGACAUGACCAGAUGGAUUUGUACGAGUUUUAGGCAUGCAGCCUACGUGGUUGUUCGAAUCUAUGUCACGUCUUCUUGGUGUCGCAUGAUGGCAGUGACUUCGCCCCAAUCGGGCUGGAAGAUGCAGACUUGAUCGCUGCGCAGAAGUGUAGAGACCCCACAAGACUCUUUCUGACUGGACUCUACAUACAACAUUCAUACAUUUGAAGGAUUAUAAAAGCUAUA